UUUUUUGCAAGAAUGAAACGCAAAUGUACUGUCUACAGCCCAUUGCCAACAACAAAAACAAAUGACGAGGGCCGGUUUUCAAUUCUUUCUCCUCCUUUCUGAUAGUGCUUCUUCUUUUAUUUCCUAAAAAGUUUUCAUCACAAAUAUUUUUAUUUCCAAAGAAAAAAUUUACUUGAAUAUAUAAUUCAGAAGAAUUAUUUUAUUCUGAUAGUUGCACAUCUCAGAAGAAUUAGAAACUUUCAUUUGUACAGAAUAUAGGGAAAGAAGAAAAUAGAAUAGGAGAGCUGUUUAGCGAGACGAGGGACAAAAUUGAAAAUCUUGAUUUGAAUCUCUUAUGGAGCAGCUUAUCAGCUUCAUUAUAAGACCACCCAGAGCUGAAUACAAUCCGAAAAAUGAUUUGUUAGAUCAAGAAUUCAUGCUUAAAGGGAAAUGGUACCAGAGGAAAGACUUGGAGGUUGUAAAUAGCCGAGGAGAGACUCUUCAAUGUAGUCAUUACAUGCCAAUUGGUCGUCCUGAAGGAUGUGUCCUGCCGUGUGUAAUAUACUGCCAUGGAAAUAGUGGUUGCCGAGCGGAUGCUAGUGAAGCUGCUAUCAUAUUGUUGCCUUUGAAUAUAACAGUUUUCACUCUUGAUUUCUCUGGUUCUGGACUCUCUGGAGGAGAGCAUGUAACUCUAGGCUGGAACGAGAAGGACGAUUUAAGAGCCGUGGUUGAUUAUCUACGGGCAGAUGGGAAUGUUUCUUUGAUUGGUUUGUGGGGUCGCUCAAUGGGUGCUGUUACAAGUCUGAUGUAUGGAGCUGAGGAUCCUUCUAUCGCAGGAAUGGUUCUGGACAGUCCCUUCUCUGAUUUGGUUGAUUUGAUGAUGGAGCUGGUGGAUACUUACAAAGUUCGACUCCCCAAGUUCACUGUUAAGUUCGCAAUCCAGUACAUGCGGAGAGCAAUCCUAAAGAAGGCGAAAUUUGACAUAACGGACCUCAACACAAUCAAGGUUGCAAAAUGUUCAUUUGUUCCAGUUUUGUUUGGUCAUGCUGUUGAUGAUGAUUUCAUACAGCCCCAUCAUUCUGAUCGCAUAUUUGAUGCUUAUGUGGGUGACAAGAAUAUUAUAAAGUUUGAGGGUGAUCACAACUCUCCACGCCCUCAAUUUUAUUUUGAUUCUAUUAGUAUCUUUUUCAACAAUGUACUACGACCACCAGAGGAUGAAGGAGGGACUGCAUUUUUUGACAUGUCUCAUGAUUAUUACAGCAAGGGUACUUGGACUACCGACCACGAUACAAAAUAUCUGGAUGAUAUCUCGGCUUCCCCUUCAGAUCAAGCUGGUAGUACUACUGAAGAUGCUAUUAACCAAGUUCGCUCCAGAAGACCUAUGAGUAAAAUAGUGGUCCCUGCAGAGAUGUCAUCCAAAGAUAAACAAUCAGAUGGCCAGGAAGAAGGUACAGGAUCUGACUCUCAUGCGUCGUCUUCUAAUAUGAUCAGCUUUGAAUUAUCUGGUGGUAGUCCACAUGGUACUCUGCCUGCACCAAUAGAUGAUGAUGAAUAUGUGGAAUACCCUCUCGAUAACUUAGCAGACUUCCCGAGCAAUGUGGAAGAAGAAGAGAGGAUGUUCAUGAAAGCUGUGAUGGAGUCGCUGAAAGACCUGGAGACGGGAAACGCACACGUUGAGGAACCAUGUUCUCAUGUUGGCAGUAAACUUCUUGAACCACAUGAAAAAAAUGAUUCUUUUUCUACGCUGGCCAAAUCCAUAAAAACGGUGUCCACUUCAGCAGCCACUUGUUCUGAAUUAACCCCUCCUUCAGAAGCAGGAAUUAACAUACCUCGUAGUGACAUUUCAACGUGUGACUAUAGUACACCGGAUGACUUGGCAAAUCAUCCAAAGGCCACUGCAGCAGCGGCAAAUAACCCUAACAUUAACGAUACUACUCCGUCUCCCAGCGUUGCAGAAAGAAAUGAGACUGCUUCUCGUGGCGAUACUCAACCGGGCAACCAAAGUUCAUCUGACACAGAUGUGGCUGACCACACGAGGGUAACUGUAAAGGUUGUGAAAACCCCGACUACUAAUAUUAUGGACGGUUUGUUUCGUCGCUGGGAUCUCAACUUCUUCAAGAAUAGAUGACUUGAGUAUCAUGCAACAAGGCGACGAGGAAGAAUAUUUAAAAGGUAUAUCUUUUGUGAAGAGGGUAUUCUUAAUCCCUAUUUUAUGCUGUUAGGAGUUCGAUAAAGAGCGUUAGUUUGGUUAUUCUCGUUUGACUAGGAAGACGAUACAGUUAUUUCCGCCGAUGAUGAUAGAAGGGCCUUUCUACCAGGAGGAUUAUUUUCAUUUGUUGUAACUAUACAGGGGAGAUUCUUUCGGUUAUGUACAGUUGAUGAAUAGAUUUUUACUUGUAUCUAAACCAAAAAGUAUUUGGUUCUGAGUCUUCCUGGUUAACAUGUGAUUUCCUUUGUAAAUGCAAAUUCAAACUUGGAUGCAUGUUUGAUGAAUUUAAUACACUAUUUGUUCUUUA
Olea europaea var. sylvestris is the source of this 2495-nucleotide messenger RNA. RefSeq lists its product as uncharacterized. The record is from RefSeq and is a predicted model, not a curated record. NCBI's taxonomy places the organism in Eukaryota, Viridiplantae, Streptophyta, Magnoliopsida, Lamiales, Oleaceae. The transcript has 14 exons. The coding region runs from base 335 to 2107 and encodes 590 amino acids.